Messenger RNA from Penicillium antarcticum, 1422 nucleotides. RefSeq names its product Zn(II)2Cys6 transcription factor domain-containing protein. Bases 1 to 1422 code for a protein of 473 amino acids. Gene Ontology annotation, molecular function: zinc ion binding; DNA-binding transcription activator activity, RNA polymerase II-specific. Gene Ontology annotation, biological process: regulation of transcription by RNA polymerase II. The record is from RefSeq and is a predicted model, not a curated record. The transcript is spliced from 3 exons. Lineage: Eukaryota; Fungi; Ascomycota; Eurotiomycetes; Eurotiales; Aspergillaceae.
AUGCAUCAGAAAGAUCAAAAUCGGAUCGGAAGCAAGCCCAUGCAGGGGCAGAAACUGGUCUUCCGAGUUCCGAACUACAAAUCAAGGAAUGCCCUGCAUGAAUCAUCGGAAUCGACCGAGCAGAUUUAUCAUUCUAGAAGGGCCCAUCGCAAAUCCCGUUCGGGCUGCACAAACUGUAAACAGCGAAGAGUCAAGUGUGAUGAAGCCAAACCCCAAUGUCUACGAUGUCAGAAACAGGAUGUCGAAUGUGACUACUCCACCAAGCCUGUUCAACUAAAAAGCAAAAGCAUUGUUUCACAAUUCAUCGAUGCAUAUCCUGAAUUAAUCUCGCUCGACUCCUCGGCCUCAUCAAUGUCUUUAGCCAUGGUCUCUGAGAAACUAAACGAGUUACUAAGACCACUACCAGCAAAUGGCGCCAAACCGCCAUUCUCCCUUACAGAUGCCUCAGCAUCAAGCCGAACAAUACAAGCCCUGCACCACUUUUACAAAGGCCCAGGCUUCUCAGCAGAAAGCCCAAAAACAGUCCGCAUAGUAAUGGGCAAAAUGGUCCAACUAGCCUUCGAAACUCCCUUCCUCAUGCACGCAAUAAUAGGAGCAGCAACAACCCACCUUUGCUCCAUCGUCCCAGACAACAAAGUCUACCGCCUUGCAGAAGCCUACCACUGGCAACAAACAAUAAAGCAAUACUCGUGCGAAGUCUCAACAAGCAUAACACCUCAAAACAUGGACAAACUCUACUCAGCCUGCUUGAUGAUCUCAAUGCACUCUUUCUACCAAGAAACCUUCUCCCCACGCUCCUCAUUUGUCUUCUCAAACGACCCAACAAGUCUAACCUGGCUCCGCCUCCAAGGCGGACUCCGCUACCUCCUCGAACGGACUCUCCCCUGGUUACCGCAGAGCAUGUGGUGGGAAACAUUCAUGGAAUCCAGAGAUCCAACAAUCAACUUCGACGAUAAAUGUCCUGGGAGGAUUGGUCUUGAUUCUGAUUUGGCGGAUUUGUGUGCUAUCACUGAGGAAUCGACGGUUGAUAAUACGCCCUAUCUAUGGCCAUUGCGGAUGCUCAUGCCAAUUUUGGGGUUUGAGAGGUGUUCGGAUAGUUUUCAGAAGUAUAACACUUGGAUGGGGAGGCUGGAGGGGCCUUAUUAUGAGUGUUUACUUAGGAAGGAGGUCCCCGCGCUUGUGUUGCUUGCUUGGUGGCUUGGGCUUAUGUGUUUUGUUGAUGAGUGGUGGGUUAGGACGAGGGUGAGGUCUGAGUGUACUGCUAUCUGUAUGUUUCUUGAGGGGAGUUGCGAUUUACUUGUUUUGAGGUUGCUAGAGUUUCCGGCUGAGUGUUGUGGGUAUAAGUUGAGGCAUCAGCGAGAGGGAAAUUUGUUUGAGACUGGCGUAUUUGAUUUGUCUGGUAUGGGGGAUGAGGUUGUGUAG